Aspergillus glaucus CBS 516.65 is the source of this 1416-nucleotide messenger RNA. Its product is annotated as glycosyltransferase family 4 protein. The transcript has a single exon. Lineage: Eukaryota; Fungi; Ascomycota; Eurotiomycetes; Eurotiales; Aspergillaceae. The record is from RefSeq and is a predicted model, not a curated record. Bases 1 to 1416 code for a protein of 471 amino acids. Gene Ontology annotation, molecular function: glycosyltransferase activity.
AUGGCCCUAAAUACAGCCGUCUCUAUCUCUCCACGAGAUAACUUCCCGGAUGUUCUUAGAGAGAAACGGGUCUUGUUGACGACAGAAUCACUCGGUCCGGUCAACGGCGUCAGUCGCACAACGCGCAGUCUCGUCGAUUAUCUCCAUCGCAAUGGAGUAGACCUGGCAGUGGUUGCGCCGCGCUUUGAGGGCCAUCAACAGCAGCAGGCAGGUGAAAAGCCAUUCCGCGAAGUGCGCAUACCCGGAUAUCCACUACCCUACAAUCCGGACCUGACAGUGGUGUAUCCAUUCCACCUAAACGAUGUCUACCGACAAACCUUCGAGCCUGACGUGAUCUAUCUGGCUAGCCCUGCCUCGCUUGGUUUCCAGAUGCUGCUACUUCUUCGCCAGCUGCGACGUUCUCCGGUUGUGCUGUUGAACUUUCAGACGGAUUUAUCUGCAUACAGCGAAAUCCUCCUGCCGGCUCCGUUGGACCGCUUCGCUGUCUGGCUUCUGGCGACGGUGCAGGGGUACUUGUUUAGUCUCCCCGCCGUGCACACCAUCUUCUAUCCCUCUUCUACUAUACAAGGGUAUCUCGAGAAGACAGGAGCACCGCAGAACCGAUUCCAUAAACUUGGCCGUGGCGUCGAUACUUCACUAUUCAACCCAUCCCAUCGCGAUGAAAACUACCGCCAGUCAAUCGCCCCCAACAACGAAAUAAUCCUCGUCUACGUAUGCCGCCUAGCCCCAGAAAAAGGCUUCAACUUCCUAGCUCGCGCAGCAACACGUCUCGCAGCAGCAAACCUACCUUUCAAACUCCUCAUCGUAGGCGGCAACCGCAACCCAGCCGUCGAAACUCGUAUCCACCGUCUCUUCGACGCAGUCCAGGACCAUGUCAUUUUCACCGGCUUCCUGACGGGCGUGGAUCUCGCGCGCGCAUACGCUGCUGGGGAUUUAUUCCUGCACUGCUCUGUAACUGAGACGUUUGGGCUUGUCGUGCUUGAGGCCAUGGCUAGUGGGCUUCCGGUUAUCGCGCGCGAUCAGGGCGGGCCGUCGGAUAUUAUUCGUAAUGGUCAGACGGGGUAUCUCGUGUCGCCGGACGAUCUGGAUGGGUUUGUCGCGUUGGUAAGACAGAUGUCGCUUGACGGGGGACUCCGGUCUAGUCUGAGCCGUGCUGCUCGGGGGUAUGCGGACGAGACGACGUGGGAGGCUAUUAAUCGUCGCGUGGCGUGGCAGAUUGCGGAUGCUGUCAAGUCGCAGCCGCUCUCGAGAGUGUCGUUUACUCCCCUGCACAUGGCGUGGAAGGUUAUUGAGAAAAUGCGCCUUCUGGCUGCUGUGGGGAUGGUGUAUUUGAUGUGGUUGAUUGCUGUGGUGCCGUUGAUUGUACAUGGGGAGGUUAUACCGCAGUUGCGCGCUGUUUACAAAGUCCGGAAAUAG